Saccostrea cuccullata (small rock oyster) is the source of this 672-nucleotide messenger RNA. RefSeq lists its product as uncharacterized. The transcript has a single exon. The record is from RefSeq and is a predicted model, not a curated record. NCBI's taxonomy places the organism in Eukaryota, Metazoa, Mollusca, Bivalvia, Ostreida, Ostreidae. The coding region runs from base 1 to 672 and encodes 223 amino acids.
AUGAUCAAAGGAAGAAGUACAGGAAAAGUGAAAAUACUGAGUAUGGUCUUGUGGGUGAGAAAAGUCAAACCCACAGCAGUCAUGAUGAAUACCAUUAAUCAGAGUUUGAACACCCACAGAGCCAAAUAUCUCCUGAGAAGAGUGGAAGUGAAAACCUUUACCAUCCCCAUAGGGACCCAGUCUAAGAUUACAGAUCAUCUGUUUCAAGGCCAGAUGCCUAAACGUCUCAUUUUAGGCUUUGUGGAGAAUGCGGCCUUUAACGGAGAUAAAACUAAAAAUCCCUUUCAUUUCCAAAACUUUGGGAUUAAGAAAUUAGAUGUCAGUAUCAACGGAGAGACCAUGAGUACUCGUUGUUUUGAACCUCAUUUCAACGAGGAUUUAUAUCUGAGAUCCUAUCUCAGUGUGUAUCAAGCUCUGGGGAAAUUAGGAGAAGAUUUGGCUCCGGACAUUACCCUAGAAGAGUAUAAAAGCGGCUACACUCUAUGGGGCUGGGAUUUCACUAAAGAUCAAGAGGCGCAAUCGGAUAAAUUCCACAUCAUAGAAACAGGAAAUCUGAGAGUAGAAGUGCAGUUUACCAACAAUACGGUUAACACCAUCAAUUGUGUGGUGUAUGCAGAAUUCGAUAACCUAUUAGAAAUUAACAAACAGAGAGAAGUGAGCAUUGAUUACUAA